AUGGCGACGACGAGCUCCAUGUUUAUGUAUAGCUUGACUAUACAGCCGCCUUCAGCCAUUACUCAAGCAGUCUUGGGUCAGUUUGCCGGUACAAAAGAGCAACAGAUCAUCACAGCAUCGGGCUCUAAGCUCACCAUCCACAGACCCGACCCGACGCAGGGAAAAAUCUCCCCUCUGUUCACCCAGGAUUGCUUCGGCAUUAUCAGGUCCCUGGCAGCCUUUCGACUGGCUGGGAGCAGCAAAGAUUAUCUGAUUGUCGGCUCGGACUCAGGCCGCAUCACCAUCCUCGAAUAUCUCCGCGACCAGAAUCGUUUUCAUCGCGUACAUCUCGAGACCUACGGUAAAUCGGGCAUUCGAAGAGUCAUUCCCGGUCAAUAUCUUGCGGUCGACCCGAAAGGACGUGCGUGUCUGAUUGCGUCCGUCGAAAAGAACAAGCUGGUUUACGUCUUGAAUCGAAAUGCCCAAGCCGAGCUGACCAUUUCCUCCCCGCUCGAGGCCCAUAAACCUCAAACAUUGGUCUUUGAAUGCAUAGCCCUUGACGUCGGGUACGAGAACCCCAUAUUCGCAGCACUCGAAGUCGACUACACCGAAGUGGAUCAGGACCCGAGUGGGCAGGCUCUGGAAGAGGUGGAAAAGCUCCUGGUUUAUUACGAGCUUGACCUCGGCCUUAAUCAUGUGGUGCGCAAAUGGAGUGAGCCCGUAGCAAGAAGCGCGACCAAGUUAUUUCAGGUUCCGGGUGGAUCUGACGGACCCAGCGGCGUUCUUGUCUGCGGCGAGGACAACAUCACGUACAGACACUCAAACCAAGAGGCAUUUCGUGUGCCAAUCCCAAGGAGAAGAGGUGUGCUUGAGAAUCCCGAGCGCAAACGACACGUCGUGGCUGGAGUUAUGCACAAGAUGAAGGGCCAGUUUUUCUUGCUUCUGCAAACCGAGGACGGCGAUCUCUUCAAAGUCACCAUAGAUAUGGUGGAGGAUGACAAUGGACAGCCUACCGGUGAGGUCAAGGCACUCAAAGUGAAGUACUUCGACACAGUUCCUGUGGCAAACAGUCUACUUAUCUUGAAGAGUGGGUUCUUGUUUGUGAGCAGCGAGAGCGGCAACCACCAUUUCUACCAGUUUGAAAAGCUUGGGGACGACGAUGACGAGACAGAAUUCACCAGUGACAAUUUCCCUUCAGAUCAAACAGAAGCGUACACACCAGCGUAUUUUCAUGUCCGACCCCUUUCAAAUCUCAACCUUGUACAGAGCAUUGAUGCCGCAAAUCCCUUACUCGACUGCAAAGUUGCGAAUCUCCUCGAUGAAGACGCGCCGCAGAUUUAUUCGAUAUGCGGGUCGGGUGCUCGAAGCAGUUUCAAGACUCUGAAGCAUGGCCUCUCAGUCUCGGAGAUUGUGGAGUCGGAACUUCCGGACAAGCCUGAGGCUGUUUGGACCACCAAGUUGACAAGAGAAGAUGAGUACGACGCUUAUAUCGUGCUGUCUUUCCGCACUGGGACCCUGGUGCUUAGUAUCGGCGAAACAGUGGAAGAAGUCACAGAUACAGGUUUUCUUUCAACGGCUCCAACCCUGGCCGUGCAGCAGCUGGGCGAAGAUGCGUUGAUUCAAAUACAUCCCAAGGGUAUUCGGCAUAUUCGAGCAGAUAAGCGGGUUAAUGAAUGGCCUGCCCCCCAACAUCGUUCCAUUGUCGCUGCUACCACGAACGAGCGACAGGUGGCAGUGGCUCUGAGUUCAGGUGAAAUUGUCUAUUUCGAGAUGGACAGCGAUGGAUCUCUGGCAGAAUACGACGAGCGGAGAGAAAUGACCGGAACGGUGACUUGUCUAUCGCUUGGAGAAGUGCCCGAAGGUCGGGUUCGAAGUUCAUUCCUGGCUGUGGGGUGCGACGACUCGACCGUCAGGAUAUUAAGCCUGGAUCCCGAAUCCACACUGGAAAACAAAUCGGUACAGGCAUUGACCUCGGCACCUUCCGCACUAUCCAUAAUGGCCAUGGCUGACUCCACCUCGGGCGGAAGUACAUUAUAUCUUCAUAUUGGACUCUACUCUGGCGUCUACCUACGGACAGUCCUGGAUGAGAUUACUGGCGAGCUCUCGGAUACGCGGACCCGCUUCUUAGGUCUGAAACCGGUGAAGCUUUUCCGCGUUUCGGUGAAAGGUCAGAAUGCUGUAAUGGCACUGAGUUCACGCUCGUGGCUUGGAUACACUGACACGCAAACGAACGGCUUCAUGCUAACGCCACUUGACUACAUCGGUUUACAGUAUGUCUGGAAUUUCACCAGCGAACAAUGUCCUGAAGGAAUGGUGGGCAUCCAAGGGCAGAAUCUAAGGAUAUUCACGAUCGAAGAUCUCUCUCGGAACCUACUCCAAGAGAAUAUCCCGCUUCCAUAUACGCCCAGGAAAUUCGUCAAACAUCCUGAACAUCCAUUAUUUUACGUCAUCGAGGCAGAUAACAACGUUCUUGCCCCAGCCACGAGGACGAAACUGCUCACAGAAUCUACUGCAGUCAACGGGGAUGCGGUCCAACUCCCUCCUGAAGAGUUUGGGUAUCCUCGCGGGACUGGUCACUGGGCAUCAUGUAUUCAAGUUGUCGACCCUGUUACGACCAAAUCCGUUGUCUUUACAAUCGAGCUGGAGGACAAUGAAUGUGCCACCAGCAUUACCGCGGCCCCAUUCGCAGGUCAAGAUGACGAAACCUUCUUGAUUGUGGGGACAGCGAAGGAUCUGGUGGUCAGUCCCCGUUCAUUCUCUGCGGGGUUCAUACACGUCUAUCGCUUCCACGAAGACGGCAAGGAACUCGAGUUCAUUCACAAAACGAAAGUGGAGCAUCCUCCGACCGCCCUUCUUGCUUUCCAGGGACGGCUCUUAGCAGGCAUCGGAGCAGAUUUGCGAAUCUAUGACCUCGGAAUGAAACAGAUGUUGCGCAAGUGCCAGGUGCAUGCAACGCCGAAUGUCAUUGUUGGUCUACAGACCCAGGGAAGCAGAAUUAUUGUCAGCGACGUUCAAGAGAGUGUGUCAUUCUGCGUAUACAAAUACCAGGAAAACAAGCUCAUUCCCUUUGCCGACGAUGUCAUCGCUCGCUGGACGACUUGUUGCACAAUGGUUGAUUACGAAACCGUGGCAGGUGGUGACAAGUUCGGCAAUCUCUGGUUGCUGCGUUGUCCGACCAAGGCUUCUGAAGAGGCAGAUGAGGAUGGCUCGGGUGCGCAUCUGAUCCACGAACGAGCAUACCUCAACGGCGCCCCCAAUCGACUGAGUCUUAUGAUGCACUACUUCCCUGGCGACAUUCCCACCAGCAUUCAAAAGACGAGUCUUGUGGCCGGCGGCCGAGACAUCGUGUUUUGGACCGGGUUUCAGGGCACGCUUGGAAUGCUCGUUCCAUUCGUGAGUCGUGAAGACGUCGACUUCUUCCAGUCCUUGGAGAUGCAACUGGCGUCGAGCAAUGGCAACCCCCCGAUUUUGGGCAGAGAUCAUCUGAUCUACCGAUCAUACUAUGCGCCUUCGAAAGGCACCAUUGAUGGCGACCUGUGUGAGACCUUUUUCUUACUGCCGAACGACAAGAAACAAGUGAUUGCAGGAGAGUUGGAUCGAAGUGUUAGGGAAAUUGAGAGAAAGAUUUCAGAUAUGAGGACACGAGUGGCUUAUUGA
Cladophialophora psammophila CBS 110553 is the source of this 3636-nucleotide messenger RNA. RefSeq names its product pre-mRNA-splicing factor rse1. Gene Ontology annotation, molecular function: U2 snRNA binding; protein binding. Gene Ontology annotation, cellular component: U2 snRNP; nucleus. The transcript is spliced from 3 exons. NCBI's taxonomy places the organism in Eukaryota, Fungi, Ascomycota, Eurotiomycetes, Chaetothyriales, Herpotrichiellaceae. Gene Ontology annotation, biological process: mRNA splicing, via spliceosome. The coding region runs from base 1 to 3636 and encodes 1211 amino acids. The record is from RefSeq and is a predicted model, not a curated record.